AUGACAAAGUUUCCUUCAUUCCUCAGUGGAAUGUUUCCUGCUAGCUCCAGCUCUCCUCCUGCAGGUAAGCGGAGUCCCCACUCCACAGGACGUGCUCCAGGCGUGCCUUCUCCGCGACCCAGUGCAACCUCACCGGCCCCUCCACCUCCAGCGUGGCGAACACAGGAGCUAGCCGGGCAGGCAGUCACGAAGGAGGUUCUUCAGGAGUCGAUCGACGCGGUCACAGCCGGUGUUCAGUCAUGGGAUCCAGAAGAGUACAUUCUAAACUCGCUUCUACAGGAAGCGGUUCGCAAUCAUGGGCGAGUGGAUCUAAUGCAGAAGAAGAGCGGGGAGAAGUUCGCCGUGAAACGGAUGCCGAACAGGUGGGUUCGCGAAGGACCUACGGAAUUCAAUGAACAGUAUCCGACGGCCUCAGAACGACCUUGGGUAGAUAUCGGCCUGGUGAGGCAUUUGAAUUCCAUCCGAUAUCCAUACGUUUGCGAGCUCAUCGGUGUCUUUCGUGACGAUGAGAACACGUACGUGACAGUUUCAUUAGCGACGCAGGGGGAUCUCUUCACUUGGUGCGAUCGGGAUCCUCGCCCAGGGCCUUCGAGGGAGGCGGUGAUGCUGCCGAUUGUUGGGCAGAUAUUCACAGCAGUUAGGUGGCUUCACGACUUGGGUGUUGCGCAUAGAGACUUGUCGCUGGAGAAUAUUCUCUUGACCGAUGCAGAAGGCUCGCAGCAGGUAAAGCUCAUCGAUUUUGGAAUGUCCACCACAAACAGGGUCUGCAAGAAGGAGGUCCGUGGCAAGCAGUCCUACCAGGCUCCCGAGAUGCACGCCGCUGCCGAAUACGAUGCUUAUUUGGCAGACGAGUUUGCGCUGGGUGUGGUUCUCUUUGCCAUGGCAGUGCAGGAUUAUCCUUGGACUUCCACCAAGAAGAAUUCAUGUCAGCUCUUUGAGUACAUCUCAACGUUUGGCUUAAUGAAGUUCUUGAAGAAGAGGAAGCUGCGCAAGGGCACGGAGCACCUCUCGGAGGUCUUAAGUGCCGAGCUGGCUCAGCUCAUCGACUGCAUGCUGCAGUUGGAGCCCGGCAACCGGCUGUGUCUCGGCGAGUCCUGCUUCAGCGGCGAGGCCCGCCGCACGGUGUGGGACGAGAACUGGAUACAACCUUUCCAAGGAGGAAGGUAG
Molecule: messenger RNA, 1167 nt
Organism: Symbiodinium sp. CCMP2456
Lineage: Eukaryota; Dinophyceae; Suessiales; Symbiodiniaceae
Source: the annotation of a GenBank genome assembly